AUGUUGGCUGAAACUAUUCACUCGCAUCUACUAUUCAUUCUUGCUACUACAUACUUCCACCUAUUGGUAUUCACUUUCGUUGGUGGUUUGAAUGCCUUUUCCAUGAUUGCUAAUACUACCGCCAAGACUGCGGAAGAAGUUGGAGAGCAGAUGCAGUCAAUUUUGGUAGUAGGCUCGUUCGCGCUGCAUUGUGCAGCCUUAGUUUGUGCCAUCGUUUGUAUACUCUUCAAUGAUGUAGAGAAAAUUAGGGUCAAAAUGCCAACAAUUGUUGUUGUGGUAAUCCUCACCUUUACCACGUCUUUCAAUGCAGUCGCCGCUCUUCUGCUAUUUUUGUACAGACCGAAGGAUCAGAAGGAGCCCAUAAUGCUCGCGGCUGCGGUAGUUUCUCUUCUUGCUACACUUUUUGCUAUUGGAGUACUGAUAUAUUUCUAUAAAAGACCUCCAAAGGGUCCGCAGUUUCGAAUCGAACAACGUCUUGAUAUACCUCCUCCUCCACCACCUCAAUUCAUCCCACCUCCUGCACCCCCUGGAGGGCCACCUUAUAUGCAAGAAGGAGGCAAUUUCAAUGCUUGAAUUUGAAGUUCAAGUGAAGUCGGAACAAAAAUUCUCCUUAUUUAAUACUCACUCAACAAUCGUUGACAAUAA
Molecule: messenger RNA, 645 nt
Organism: Cylicocyclus nassatus
Lineage: Eukaryota; Metazoa; Nematoda; Chromadorea; Rhabditida; Strongylidae
Source: the annotation of a GenBank genome assembly